CAGCCUGUUGUCACACGGCGUGUCCAAUAUCGUGGAUACGUUACAGCUGGGCUCACACUGCCACGAUUUGGGUUCCGGACUGCUCCCGACCGCCCCGUAUCGCCAAUCGGGGCUGUCCGUUGCCAAAAAAACGCCAGUCUUUCGUUAAUCGUAUUGAUCUUUUGUCUCGAGCCCGGCUCGCGCGGACCAGUCGGGCGGAGAUGGCGGGGCCGGGCAGUCCUAUCCUACCGCCAGACUGUUUUGAAAUGUUCAAAAUGGUCUGCCGCAGCCGGGACAACCGUCAUUGGUCCGGGCGAGAUGGGCAUACCGGCCGACUAGUCGGGAAUCAACGGACUGAUCGGGGCACCAUGCGGGCGUUGCGGCCGGUGUCGACCGAUGAGCACGACACGUCAGCCCGAGAUGGCGUGACGCAUGAAGAGGGAAGCACGGUCGUUCGCGCCAAAAGUUCGAGCGGAGCGUCCCCCGGGGCCGGCCCUACAGAUACGACGCGUCGGUUGACAGUCGUCCCAGUCAGCCUACACCUCCGCGCCGCUACCAACACCCCUCUCCCUUCGUCAGCGCCACCCGUAGCCCUUGCCUACACCAUGUCAACCAUACUGAGGGUCAAGAAAGUGAUAAAAAAGAAGAGGGUCCCAUCAGGUAAGCUGCCGCCCCCUACACCCCUUGCACCCACCCAAGACAACCCUGCAGCAGUUCCCUCUUCGUCAGGAGAGGCCCCCAGCAUGGCGUCUGAGACCAGCUCGUUGCCCUCCGAGACCCCAAAGGAACCGUCCGAGGUCGUCAUACCGCUGGACGAGGACACUGCCUAUGACACCGAAUCGGUAGUGGGCAGCAGCGGAUACGAGGAGACCGAGGAGGAUAUAGAGGUGGACGAAGAGGUGGUUGUGGGCGAACCAAGAGCCUUGCCAAGGAAGAGGCCGUCCAGGGAGGAGGGCAAGAGGAAGAGGAAGGGCGCGUGUGUUGUACUCCCGGCGGCAACAGAGAGGAUGUUGGGGGAAUGGCUCGAGGAUGAGGCAGACUUCAUAUAUGACAAGGGCAGGAAGGAUCAUGCAGACAGGGACAAGGUGUUCCGGGCCUUCUCAGAUAAAGCGAAGUCCCUUGACACUCCCAUCACUGGCCCCCAGCUAAAGCAGUGGUUCGACUCUAUUCGUAGCCGUUUUGGGCGCCUGUCCAACCUGGAGCAGAAGAGUGGGCAGGGCGCCGCCAAGGAGCUGACGGAGAGGGAGAGGUGGAUUGUGGCUAAUUUCCAGUUCCUGCGGCCACAUAUCAUUCGGCAGCGGCGUACCACUACCAUUGGCCUUUCUCAGUCCACUCCUGCGGUGCCUUCGAGCACCCCUGCGAGGUCCACUGAGGUGUCUGUGGCUGGGUCUUCAAGCACUUCUAACCCCACCCCGGGAGCCCCUCCUGACGAAGUGGUACCCGCGUUAGACCGCCCACGUCCCACUGCAGCGAGGGCGAAACAGGAGAGUAGGGACAGCAUCCUGGAACAGAUCGUCGACCAGAACACCCAGUUCAGGUCCCUGCUCGAGGGCGCCGUGGCACCCAGUGGCGACCCCAGCCUCCUCUACUGGCGCGGGGUUCUGCAGGAGGUGGCCAGGGACUGUGCCGAGGUGAGGAGUGACCUCCGCAGCGGCCUUCUGUCGGAGAUUGGUGCCCUGGUCAACAGGUGGAGGGUGUUCUCUAAAAAAGUGGACACCGAACCUCCCCCAUCCUUCUACGUUGAGAUGAAGGCCACCCUCGAGAUCCCGACCAUCCAACCUCAGCCACAUCAACCUACACGGCCCGUUCUCCCCAUCCAGGGCCCUCACAUUCCCCUUAUUGCAGAGCCGGGGGCAUCUCAGCAGCCGCUGCAGUACCUGCAGGUCAGACCCCAGCUUGGCUCCACGCCCCUCAACCCCAACUUGUCUCUCAGCAACAGCAUCCUCCUGGACAGCUUCCCGCUCUCCUUUGAGCCGGGAACCCCAGCACCAAGCAACGGCGACCUCAACACCCAAAAGUAAUAAUUUGCAAUAUGUGGAUGUGAUAUUUACGUGCACUAUAUGGACAAUUAUUUUUAUAUAUUUUCAAUAUGUGGAUGUGAUGU
Messenger RNA from Eriocheir sinensis (Chinese mitten crab), 2083 nucleotides. RefSeq lists its product as uncharacterized. The transcript has 3 exons. Bases 201 to 2000 code for a protein of 599 amino acids. The record is from RefSeq and is a predicted model, not a curated record. NCBI's taxonomy places the organism in Eukaryota, Metazoa, Arthropoda, Malacostraca, Decapoda, Varunidae.